CCAAAUCUCCUCCCAAAGUCUAACACGAUUAUUUUACUUUCCAAGAUUUCUUAUCAUUAUUAUUAUUAGUUUCUUGCAUAGACCAAACAGAAAGACGUAUAGGUUCUUUUCUUUGGAAUAUAUAAUUAAUAAAAAAAAUUCUGUAUUUACAUUAUCUUGUGGACUUUGUUCUGGUAUCUGAUUGCCUUGUUGAAGAGGUGUCCCUGUAGGCUGUAGAUUCUUUGUUUGAUUGAUGGUAUUCUUAGAGAUAUAUAUAAACAUAGGGUUGGAUUUGUUUUGAUUUUAACGAGAAUUCUUUGUUGCAUGCCUGUUUGUUUUCUGAGAAAAAUGGAGAGGAUUGUAGAACUGCUUCAGAAAAUGGAGAAUAUGAAUGUUGUACUGAUUCAGAAAAGUUUGGUUGUUCUGUUCACUAUUGUCUUCUUUUGGAAGCUCAUAAAAUACAUGUGGAGCUUCUUGAAUAUGGAGAAGGAUCCUGUGACUGUUUUGGUCACCGGUGCUGCAGGGAAAAUAGGGUAUGCUAUUGUUCCGAUGAUUGCGAGGGGGGUCAUGCUAGGCCCUGACCAGCCUGUAAUUCUGCACAUGCUUGGUAUUGAACCUGCAGCUGAAGCCUUGAAUGGGGUGAAAAUGGAACUAAUUGAUGCUGCCUUUCCUCUUCUCAAAGGUGUUGUUGCUACAACCGAUGCUCAGGAAGCUUGUAAAGAUGUCAAUAUUGCUAUUAUGGUCGGUGGGUUCCCGCGGAAGGAAGGUAUGGAAAGAAAGGAUGUGAUGUCGAAAAAUGUAUCAAUCUACAAGGCUCAAGCUUCAGCACUAGAAAAGCAUGCUGCUUCAGAUGUCAAGGUUCUGGUGGUUGCCAAUCCAGCAAACACUAAUGCACUCAUCUUGAAAGAAUAUGCACCUAAAAUUCCAGAGAAGAACAUCACAUGUCUUACAAGACUAGAUCAUAACAGAGCUUUGGGACAAAUCUCCGAGAAGCUAAACGUUCACGUUGGUGACGUGAAGAAUGUUAUCAUCUGGGGCAAUCACUCUUCAACUCAGUAUCCUGAUGUUAAUCAUGCAACUGUCACAACUAGCAGUGAAGAGAAGCCUGUCAGGGAACUUGUGGCUAAUGAUCAAUGGUUAAAUACCGAGUUCAUCACCACUGUGCAGCAGCGCGGUGCAGCCAUUAUUAAGGCUCGGAACCUAUCAAGUGCAGUAUCUGCUGCAAGUUCCGCUUGUGAUCACAUACGUGAUUGGGUUCUUGGGACUCCUAAGGGGACAUGGGUUUCAAUGGGAGUGUACUCUGAUGGUUCUUAUGGAAUUCAGAAAGGCCUAAUUUAUUCCUUCCCUGUUACAUGUGAGAAAGGACAAUGGUCAAUUGUGCAGGGACUCAAGAUUGACGAGUUCUCGAGGGGGAAGUUGGAUGCAACUGCAAAAGAGCUCAUUGAGGAGAAAUCGUUGGCCUACUCAUGUCUUAAUUGAAAAUGAACUUCUCUUAUCUCAUGGAAUAAUGAUAGGAGCCUUGGACGGGCUCAGUAAUCCAUCAAAUAAAUUAAUAACACAAAUUUGUUUUCUACGUAGUUGUAGACAGUAUGUGAUUUGUUAUCCAAUUGUUAGUUUUUCUGUGGCUAAAUUGUUCAUCACAGUGCAUGCACAUGCUUAUAUCAAUUAUUUAUUGCAAUAUAUUCAUAAGACCUA
Messenger RNA from Pyrus x bretschneideri (Chinese white pear), 1674 nucleotides. Its product is annotated as malate dehydrogenase-like. NCBI's taxonomy places the organism in Eukaryota, Viridiplantae, Streptophyta, Magnoliopsida, Rosales, Rosaceae. Gene Ontology annotation, biological process: oxaloacetate metabolic process; tricarboxylic acid cycle; malate metabolic process. The transcript has 7 exons. The record is from RefSeq and is a predicted model, not a curated record. Bases 304 to 1458 code for a protein of 384 amino acids. Gene Ontology annotation, molecular function: L-malate dehydrogenase (NAD+) activity.